Alligator mississippiensis (American alligator) is the source of this 774-nucleotide messenger RNA. Its product is annotated as folate receptor alpha. The record is from RefSeq and is a predicted model, not a curated record. Gene Ontology annotation, molecular function: signaling receptor activity. Gene Ontology annotation, cellular component: external side of plasma membrane. The transcript is spliced from 4 exons. Lineage: Eukaryota; Metazoa; Chordata; Crocodylia; Alligatoridae. The coding region runs from base 1 to 774 and encodes 257 amino acids.
AUGGCAGCACAGUGGGUCCUGCUAGGCCUGUGGAUUGCCUGCAUUGCCAGCCUUGCUGGGGCAUCAUUGCUGAACGUCUGCAUGGAUGCCAAGUACCACAAAGCCAAGCUGGGCCCGGAGGGGGAGCUUCAUGGCCAGUGCACCCCCUGGAAGGUCAAUGCCUGCUACACAGGCAACACCAGUACAGAGGCUCACCGGGACCAGUCCUACCUGUACCGCUUCAACUGGAACCACUGCAGGGUGAUGCCGCACAAGUGCAAGCACCACUUCAUCCAGGACACCUGCCUCUACAAGUGCCCCCCCAACCUGGGGCCCUGGAUCGUCAAGACAGACAGUAGCUGGCGGCAGGAGAGGAUCCUCCAUGUGCCGCUGUGCAAGGAGGACUGCGAGGAGUGGGGGGAGGACUGCAAAGACUAUGUCACCUGCAAAGAGAACUGGCACAAGGGCUGGAACUGGGCCACAGGAAUGAACCACUGUCCCUGGGGUACCGUGUGCCGGCCGUUCAAGCAGGUCUUCCUCCGUGCAGCUGACCUGCGCAAGAAGAUCUGGUCAGACUCCUACAAGUACACCACAGCACCACGGGGCAGCGGGCGCUGCAUGCAGAUGUGGUUCGACCCUGCCCAGGGGAACCCCAACGUGGCCGUGGCCAAGUACUAUUCCUGGGAUGGGAGAGCUGCUGCAGAUAUGGCUAGGAAACCUGUUGUGGGAGCCUCCUCUUCUCUGCCAGCCUCUCUCCCCAUCCUGCUGCCCCCUGCUCUGCUGGCCUUGAUGUGA